Messenger RNA from Rhizophagus irregularis DAOM 181602=DAOM 197198, 1287 nucleotides. RefSeq lists its product as uncharacterized. The record is from RefSeq and is a predicted model, not a curated record. NCBI's taxonomy places the organism in Eukaryota, Fungi, Glomeromycota, Glomeromycetes, Glomerales, Glomeraceae.
AUCAUUUUUGCGGUUAUUGUUCGUCGAAGAAAAAAAUGGAUUUUCCAAAAUAUGAUGGAAAUAUUCAUCCAGACGAAUGGAUAAAUGAUAUUCAAAAAUACGAUUCUUUUUGGAAAGCCAGAUACGGUAUAGAAUAUUUUAAUACUGCUGUGUCAUUAAUAGAUCCUAUAAUAAAAUUACCAACUGGAAUUGAUAAUUAUGAAAAGCUUCGUAAUGCACUUAAAGAAGAUAUUUCUUUUAUAAUAUUUAAGAAUACAAAUAAAAGAAAAUUAUUAUCAUUAAAAUAUAUUCCUGAAAGAAAAGGUGGUGAUACUUCAAAAUUCAUUUCAACUUUUCGUAAAUUAUGUUAUAAUGGAGAAAUUAAUGAUAUUGAAGAACAAAAGAAAUACCUUUAUAAAUCACUUCCGAGCAAUCAUUUUGAUUAUAUUUCAAAUGAAUUUUAUAAGAGAAUGAAAAAUAUAAAUUCUAUCAACGAAUUAGUCAGAGAAUUUGAAAAUAUUGUUUUAGAAGAAUCAAAUUUAAUUAGAAAUGGAUCUAUUGUAGCGUUAAAACAUGUCGCUACAGGAAAAUAUUUAGGUACAUUUGAAGGUUUAAAUUACGAGACUGGUAGCAAAAAUCAACUGAUUUCUGUACAAAGCUUAGAACCUGAUCCAGAUUCUUGGUGGAAGAUUCAAUUUAGUAAAGAAAUAGCAACUUGUACUGAUACUCCAAUAACCCUACAACACGCAAAAUCCAAUGUUUUUCUUGGAAUAUAUUACUGGGGUGGUUAUUAUUAUAUUUGUAAUAAAUCUCCAUCAACUAAUCACACGGAAGUAUUUUGUAUAAAAUCUAAUUAUAAUGUUAAUAUGUGGUACGUCAAGCACAGUAAAUUAGAAAAUCAUCAAGGAUAUUUAAAUUCAAAUGAUAUUAUUAACCUUAGUAUUAAGAAAUGUGAUAACAAUGGUAAUAUUCAAGAUGAUCAAGUUGAAUUUUUACGUAGUCAUGAUAUUCAAUUUACUAUUGGAAACGAUGCUUUUCAAGAGGUAGUUUGUCAUAAUGAAAGAUUAGGAGGAAAUGAUGAAUGGUGUAUCGAACUUAUUCACGAAGUUAAAAUUUGAAUUGAAUUGGACCGCAUGGAAAAAUCUCUCUAGUUUACAGGGUGGACACGAAUUUAUUUUACGUAGGGUGAAUUGAUAAAUUUCAUUGAAAAUUAUUUAGUAUAUAAUCUAUAAAAAUUUAUUCUAGUACGCUUGUUCUGUUAAUCAUUGAAUAUAUUAAUAUCGAAUUGAAUAAAUUAUAAUAAAUUAA